Equus caballus (horse) is the source of this 6632-nucleotide messenger RNA. Lineage: Eukaryota; Metazoa; Chordata; Mammalia; Perissodactyla; Equidae. The record is from RefSeq and is a predicted model, not a curated record.
GAAAGAUAACUACUGUUAAUGUUAAAAAAAAAAGUUAAUCUUCAACUUUGAGUGGACACGUUUUGGAGGGCCCUCCCUCUGUGGUUUUAAGGACCCAAGACUCAGCCCAUAAGGAAUACAUGACUUAAAAGGAGUGUUGUGAAACUUUAUUCUUUGGCUCUGUCACCUUCCCUCACGUAGGAAAACCUUAAUGCUAGAGUGAUGAAACUUGUAGCUGCAGGGCAAACAUUCUUGCUGGAGCACUGUCUGUCCUGCCCUCCCUCCCUCCAAGCCGCUCACCUCCUGCCCAGGAUCAUCAGAAAAGCCCUUUCUGAGGAAAAACGUGUUUCAACAAAAACAUCAGCUGCAGAUCUUGUGACAGAAACGGAUCACCUUGUGGAAGAUUUAAUUAUUUCUGAGCUGCAGAAGAGGUUUCCUUCGCACAGGUUCAUUGCAGAAGAGGCUGCAGCUGCUGGGGCCAAGUGCGUGCUCACCCCCAGCCCCACCUGGAUCGUCGACCCCAUUGACGGCACCUGCAACUUUGUGCACAGAUUUCCAACUGUGGCAGUAAGCAUUGGAUUUGCUGUGAACCAAGAGCUUGAAUUUGGCGUGAUUUACCACUGCACGGAGGAGCGGCUGUACACGGGCCGGAGGGGCCAGGGGGCCUUCUGCAAUGGCCAGCGACUCCAGGUCUCCAGGGAGACAGAUCUCUCAAAGGCCUUGGUUCUAACAGAAAUCGGUCCCAAACGUGACCCUGCUACUCUGAAAUUGUUCCUGGGCAACAUGGAGAGGUUACUCCACGCCAAAGCUCAUGGGGUCCGAGUGAUUGGGAGCUCCACCCUGGCGCUCUGCCACCUGGCCUCAGGGGCCGCAGACGCCUAUUACCAGUUUGGCCUGCACUGCUGGGACCUGGCUGCUGCCACAGUCAUCAUCAGAGAAGCGGGUGGCAUCGUGAUGGACACUUCAGGUGGACCUCUCGACCUCAUGUCUUGCAGAGUGGUUGCUGCGGGCACCCGAGAAAUGGCAACGCUCAUAGCUCGGGCCUUACAAACAAUUAACUAUGGGCGGGACGAUGAGAAGUGAAAGGGAGCAGACGACAGAGAAUGCCGACCCAGGCCCGGGCCCUCCCGGAACGUGAAGCUGGCGGCCUUGAGCAGCCUGUCCUCAGGUGUCUCGCACGUUCCUAACCCCCAGGGAAUGCUGUGCUGAAGUGUGUGGCUCUCUGGUUAAAUCCACGCUCUCACCGGGACUGGGUGUUUAGCUGGUUUCUCUCUUUACUCUCACAUGGCCUUUUUCAGGUUAGUACAAGCUCUAUCAGGGCCAAAACCCGAAUCUCAUAUGACGUAUGUAUUGAUAGUUCAGUCUCAAUUUUUCCUUUUCCAGAAUGCAAAUCUCAGGUAAUAAGGCUUUAGAACUGCUCAUAAAGCAGACUUGUUCUCAGGCCCUCCCCCUGGUACUUCACAAUGCAAUAAAUCAAAAUAAUGGCAAUCUACUUAUCCGUUUCCCUCCGUAAUUGUGUCACCUUUCCCCCCCCUCAAAUAACCGUAAAAUCCAGAGCCACAGAUCUAGGCUCCUUGGGAAGGUUUGCAUAUUACAGCCCAAAGUUGACAGUCUUGCCUCUGUCUGCUGCCUUUGAUAAGCACUGUGAAAAUGACUCAGUAAGUAGCAUGUUAGUAUUUAAAAUCCAAGACAUGGUCAGAAUGAAGAAAAACAAAUCUGAAAUGCUAUUGUUUUGUGAUCAGUUUAAUGAAGAGAAAUUUUAAAGUAUUUUCUGGGCCUUAUUUUUUUGCUCUGUAGGAGGCAGAAUUAUAUAUAAGAAUAAUUCCAGUGAGGAUAUUCACUGACUGGCCACAGGUAUUUUUUCUGAAGCUUAAGAAUCAGGAAAGUCUUAAGACAGAAAAUUCCAACCCACUCUUAACUUUUUCUCUCAUGUUCCUAAUUUGCCAUCAACAACAACAAAUAUGGAGUAUUUGGGAGCCUCUCCUCUGCUGUCUCUGGCUCCUAACCUCAGAGGUUGCCUGUACGAUAACCCCAGACACUUUCACCAGACUGUGCCCCGCAAGAGUCAUUGGCAAGCCCCUGGCUAACCCGCAAGGCCUGCCCUCUCUGGACACGAGGGGCCUCCAAAUCCUUUCACCGUGAACUCUCCCACACCACCCACCUCUCGCAGGGCGAGCCACACGUGGGGCCCAGCUCAUGCAGACGGUGGACCCCAGAGAGCGAUGCCACAGAGGAUUAUUCCCUUUGGGAGUAAAUUACCUGGAUACCUUACCUCCACUUCCCUUUGGGUUAUUAGUUGAUAAAUUUGCUCUCUAAAGGAAGUUCCUUUUCUGAUCUGAACGGGGUGAGCAGGUGAACUUCCCCCAGUGGGCGCACAGUUCUAGGGUCCAGACGUGUGAGGACUGAGGUCUCCCUUGGGUCUCCCACAGUGCAGUGCACAUGGGCCUCCACUUUUGAUACCUACAGGCAGAUGGCAGACCGCCUGUGGAGCCACAGAACUUCAGGCUCAGGGGGCCUUAGCGGCCACACGAUGCUGCUGCCACCCCUUGGCACCUCAAGUCUCCUCUAUAUCCCGCCUCAGUGUCCAGCCUCUUGUUGAUCCCUAGAAGGACUGCACCGGUCCUCCAGAGACCACCCACCCACACCAAGACCCCUCAGAUCAUUAGAAUGCUCUACCUAUGUUGAGCCAAAGUGUGUCCCUUACAGCUUCCAUCUCCACUCUAAUUUUCACCUGUAGGUCUGUGAAUAACUAAGCAAGGCUUCUUCCAUCUAAUGGUGUUUGAGCAUAAACAUGUGUCUCGUCCUUUUCCAUUUCUCCAGGUGAAGUAGCUCUGGUUCCCUCCCUGAGCCCCCAGGGUUGGUCCCUUCACCCAGAUGUGUCUUCUAGACUCAGGUUUGGUCUGAUCAUCCGUCACUGCCCUUCCUCUGAUCAGCCACUCCGAGCUCCCGUUUGUUGUCUGGUUGUGCACACCACCCUGUGGAGACGCGUGAGUCAUGAGAGCCCUGUUGUGCACAGCUGUUAACCCACCCUCCAGCAAGUGCCCCAGCCCAGCUGGGUUGUCAGACCCUCCGUGGGCCUGUUAGUUUGUCAGUGCUGAAUUUCACCGCAUCAGCUUUAGCUCACAGCCGCAGCCUGUCUGGAUUUGGGAAUUCUGAUUCUUUCUUCCAGUAUGGUGUCAGCCUCUGGAAGCUUUUUAGCUACAUAUUGGCUUAGCCUGCCGUCAAGAGCUUUUAUUCAAAUCAUGGGGAAAAAAUGUUGGCUUGGAUCAAAAUAAGCCCAGAAUCCUUGAGCACCUCACUCACCUCUUCCAGGUUCUCGUGAUUCUGUUAAUCACCGCUCAGAGGGGCCGUUCACACAGUUUUCAGUACAUCUAACUGUAGUAUCAGCUGGCAGACGGUUCUCUCCACAGGGCUGCGUAAGAUCUUGCCACACAUCUUGCUGAAUUCUAGAUUCAUAGAGCUUUGGUGUCUAAUACAUUAGCCACCAGCUACAUGGGGCUAUUUCAAGUUAAAUUGAUUAAAUUCCAUUUAAAACCCAGUUCCUCAGUCACACUAGCCACCUUUCAAGUACUCAGUACCCACAUCCGGCUAGUGGCUACCAUACUGGACAGUGCAGAUAAAGUGCAGAUAUCCCCAGCAUCUCAGAAAGUUCUACUGGAUCACAUACACACUCUUCAGUAAUCUAUUCUAAGAUCUGGAUUUAGUUUAUACAUAACACUCCAACUUCUAUUUUAUGGAAUCUGCAUUCUUCCCUGGUGUUUGGAAACCAGAACAAUCCUGGUCAGUCUCCAGUCUCCCCAGGCUCCCUGGACAGUCUUGCCUACAGGGUGGCUCCCAGGUCACCACUGUGUGAUGCGCUUGGGGUGUGUGCGCAGGAUGGAGAGGCUAACCCAAGGCCAGAGCAGAGCCAGAGCAAGGUAAGUUACCAGCUAUGUUAUUACAAAAGUGGAACCAGAUUAGAAUCCUAGAAUUGCAGAUAAUUAAUUCUAUGAAUCUAUGAUAAGGGCAACCUUAAAGGGAAAGCCUCACAAACAGGGAAGGAGGUGGGGACAACUGUGCCUUGGGGAUGGGAAGGGUGGGUGAGUUGGAUGCUGGAAUACUAGCCCCAGGUCUUGUUUAGAACUGGCUGGAAGAUCUGCCUCUUCCCCCUGGGUGGCUUCACUGCAUGGUUCCCUGAGCACCAGCUGGAGGCCGGCCCACUGCUGCAGUCCGGAGAGCGCUGACUUUGCAGUCAACAAACCUCAUUCCAACUCAGGCUUCCUUCACCCGGGCCUCAGAUGCCACCCUGAAAACUGCAGGUGAUGCCUCCCUCCCAGGGUUGUUAAGGGGACUGCCUGGCGUGUACAAAGGGCCCAGCUGCCACUGACACUCAGUGCAUACCAGCUCGUCACCAGCAUCCAGAACCUUCCACGUCAGAGCUUCCCCUGGGUGACUAAGAGCCAGGAUCUCUCAUGUGCACAGCUGCAAAUCCUGGCUCCUAGUUUGGUGCACAUUCAGGACACUUUGAAAUGGGUGAUCAACAAAUGCUAAAUGAAGAGAACCAAUUUGAUCAGCCAGAGAUUAGCAGAUACAUUUUUUUUCUGAAUUCUGUUUAUGUGAAAAUAUUAUGACAACAUUAAUAUUUUGUUUCCCCAUAAUGCCAGUGGACUGGCACUCUUUAUCUGUCACAUAGAAAGGUACACCAGCGUCAGCAGUCCUGCAUCUGGAGAGCUUUGAGGGAACCUACUUGUGAGAGUGAAGAUACCAUGAAAUGAAGCUUAAGGAAGCCUUGAAACCCACAUGUACUGGAAGGAAAAAAGAAAGUUAAAGAAAAGCAUAACCAAAAUAUUAUGGUAAAAGUUACAUCAUUUUGAACACAAAUUAAUAUCUUUUAGGCCUACAUUUGCAACUUUGAAAACAUUGUUGUGGAUUAUUGAGCAUAAAUUUCCAAUGCUUAAAGAUUCCAGGGAACAGGUACACAAGUGUGGGCAGCACCCCGAACAAGUGUCAGAAUCCUGGUUCUGUGCUCAAGUCCCAGCUCUAUACUAAUUCGCCAUGUGACCUUGGGCCAUCAUUUAAGGAAACUGAGGACCCAAUCAGUACCUAUAACAUUUGCACAUUACAGGUCUCCAGAGCUCUUUGCAGAUUCUGUUCCCUGAGCCUGUGAACCUGGUAGAUACCUGCCUUGCCAGAGUCCUGGUAGGAAGAGAGAGGAAGUGUGUAUUUUCCAGCUGUGAUAGUAAAUACAUUUUGUUUUCAAAUUAACUGGAUUUUUUGCACAUUCCCAUAGGUUCACUUUAGAGUGAGUGCUGUGUCUUAUCACAUUUUGUAAUAAUUUUGUCCUUGAAGAAAUAGAAGCUACCCAGCGUCUGACCAGCCUGCAGAAAACCCCAGGCCGCUUGGAGCUCUGUCCUCACGGGCCAAGUACCCCGGCCUUUCCCAGCUACUGAUGGUUCCAGAAGCACAGCGACAGUCAUCUUGGAGGAAACUGUGUUUUCUUUCAUUUCUGGAAAUAGCUUGAUUUGUCAUUUUAUUGCUUUGUCUGCAUUAAUUUUGUUUAAUGGGACUUUUUCAUAAUAAUAUGGCUUUUUUUAAUGAGAUUUUAAAAUAUAUGCUCAAGUUUUGCCAAAUUGCUGAUUAUCCUUUUAGGUUUAGAUUUGCAAGUUUUUAUUUUCUCAGAAUACACUCAAACAGCUCUUCUGAGGAUAUAUGCAAUUGCACAAGAAAUUCCUUACAUUCUUCAACAUGCAUUUUGAGGUGUAAUGCUCACUAAUCAUGUAGUGUCUUUUAGUUCUGAAAUGGUUAUGGAGGUUUUCUUCAAAGAAAUAACUCCCCGCAGGAAAAGCCUCUCAGAGGGCCCAGAGGGCAGCAGGAGACCCUGAGGACACAGCUUAAAUAAUGGCUGCAGGUGCCACAGGCCUUCUCACGCGUCCACGUGUGUUUGCGUCUCUCGAGUUCGCUCAGUCUUUGACAGUCUGAAGCUGACAUUGGUAAGCUUUUGGCCUGAGCAUUAUCACUGCCCCUUCGGGAGAAGCAGAGACCCUCUGGGGACCAGGGGGGUGUCCGAGACCCCGAGGUUGGAGGCCAGGCCAGGGCACAGAGCACAGGCCACCGUGGAACCUUGAGGCCCAAGAGCCCCAGCCUGGAUGCCUCCUGGAAACCAAACGCUCUGCUCACUUUCAUAUCUUUGAAGUUGACACACUCACCAUCUCAUUUUGACUUCCUUGAAAAAUAAUGUUCACCUACUCUUUGAUGAUUACAUUUGCUCAGAAUUCCUCUUGUAGGCUUCCAAAUGCUUUGGUUUUGCCCUAAUUUUUUCUCUUAUUUCAACAGCUUUACUCAAAGCAUCUUGUGGACCAGAGUUGUCAACUGUUUUGGUGCCUUUAUAAUCUAACUUCAAAUAAAAGUAAAACAUUUGUCCUAGUACAUCGCUAAAUGUCACCAUCCAAACAGACCAGGAGUCAGGAAGCAUGAUUCUGGUCACAUUAAAGUAACUGUGUGACCUUGAGGAAUUCGCCUCCCCUCUGUCAGUCUUGGGUGAGAUGUGUAAUGUGGGACUGUCCAAUCCCCUCCAGGGCUAUUGUGAAGAUGUCAUAGGAUAACAUGUGAAAGUUGCAAGAGCUGUGAAAUGUCGGGUGAUACUGUUCAUACAAUUAAAUAUUAUUCAAGAGUGA